ACAAUAUUAAUGUUGCAGGCAACACAGCCUGCACAUAGCAACGAGACGAAACAAUGUGUAUUGCAUCAAGGCUCUCAUUGAUGCCGGAGCUGACGUCAAUGCCAGGGACAAUAUGCAGCGUACUCCACUGCAUGUUUCAGUGCUGGGCAACUCUACUGAAGCCUUGAGGCUGUUGCUGGCUUCAGGCUGCAACGUUUCUGCAGUCAACUCUCAAACGUUCACAGCCAUGCACAUCGCGGCUUUGUCUGGGAAUGAAGCGGGUGUCCAGGAGCUGUAUAAAGCAGGACUUAACCCCGAAACCAGGGAGGAGUCGGGACUGCUUGCUGAGGAUGUUGCAGAAGUCUGGGGCAGUCAUAACACUGCCUGGCUCUUGAGGAAGUUGCCUAAACUCAACACUGACUCACACACUCAAUCAGACACUCAUUCACUCAUGGCGAGGAGCUGGCAGGAAUACGAGAGUGAAGGCCACAAGACACUGGAAUGGGUGAAGAAAAAGGAUUUUGUGUUGCUGGAGGCCAGUCUUCCCAAGAAUCGAGACAGCCAUUACCAGGACGUCGAUGGCUUGACGCCCCUCCACUGGGCAGCUAAACUAGGCUUCCCUACCAUUGUUCGCUCCCUGAUAGACAACUGUAAGGUGCUGCCCUGGGCCCUGACCCAUGAUGGAGAGAGUCCAGCUGACCUGGCUCGCCAGGCUGGUCAUCAACACUUGAGUCAGGUCAUUACAGAAGCUGCUGGUGUUCAGGUUAGUUAUUGUUCGUCUUCACUUACUAAAGAAUGAGACUCUUAUACAACAUAUGGAUAUUUAUACUGAAGACAGUUUCGCCACACAGUAGCUUCAUCCGGCUAAUACAAAGAAAGUGUUGAAGAACACAAGAGGUUAUAAACCA
Molecule: messenger RNA, 887 nt
Organism: Cherax quadricarinatus
Lineage: Eukaryota; Metazoa; Arthropoda; Malacostraca; Decapoda; Parastacidae
Source: RefSeq, a predicted model, not a curated record